Molecule: messenger RNA, 1928 nt
Organism: Bemisia tabaci
Lineage: Eukaryota; Metazoa; Arthropoda; Insecta; Hemiptera; Aleyrodidae
Source: RefSeq, a predicted model, not a curated record
CCAAAACAGAAACAGUUCGUCCAAUUUUCUUUAUAUUGAAGCAAAAUGCUCUCCAAAAUUCUUUUGAUCCCGGCAGAACUUGCGUGGAACCAAUGUUCUGCGCAAAAUUUGAAGUUAUAUUGUGCAUCCAAUAUUGAAAAAAUCUUUUCCCGUCCUAAAUUUAAUUUGAUGUGACACAACCUUGAUUGAUCAGCUUGAAAACUCAUUCCGUGGAUAAAUUUUUGACGUGGCAUUCUUCAAACUAACUGAGUACAAUGGACAGGAAAAACUUCCAGUUAAACAAAUUUUUGAAGAAACCCGAUAACAAUAAUUUCUCAGAUGACAAAAUUCAAGAGAAAUUGUACGCAUGGUUUGAAGACCAAGGACUCCUUUCAGAAUUCAAAGCGCACAUACGUCAAAAGAUGAUCAGCGCCUUAAAAGGAACCUCCUUGGGGGUUGAAUCAUUAAACAGAAAUAGUGCAAAGUCAGUGUCACCGAAAUUGCAAGCAGUGAACUUGCUGAUCUCGGAUUAUUUAUUGCGUUUACAGCACCAUUACACACUAUCUGUAUUUUUCACCGAGGUUCCCUCUCUAACCAGCUUAUCAGAAUUCUCCACAUACAUCACCAGAUUGGCAGAUAAAAAUUACGCUGAAUCUUCGGGAUCAGAGCCUCUACCUCGUAUCGAUACUGCUGAUGUCAAAGAUAUUCUUCAAGCCCUUGGUUUUUCACCAGAUCAGGGUGUCAGCAUAAAAACCCGUCGACUGUAUCAAUUCAACAGGGAAAAUAAAGCGUUGUUAAUGUGCCUUCUUGACAGCCUUCAAGACUACCUAAAUCAAAAUUGUAACUACAGGGACCCGCAGAAAACCAGUGACGGUGAAGAAAAUGAAUUGUGGCCGAGAGAAAUUCGAGAUGUAUUCAUCAAUAGUGACUUCAGUUUUGAGCAGCUGGAAAUUUUACAAGAUCAUAUUACCAGAUACUAUAAAAAUGCUGUUAAAAAAUUAAAAGCGGAAGAAGAAGCCAAGUAUCGUUUGAAAGUAUCUGAAGUUUUGCAGAAAGAAAGAGAGACGUAUGGAAAAUUGGCAGAAACUGAAAAAAGGUUGAUCGAACAACAAGAAAUUAUUGAAAAAGAAAUAGCAUCCAGAGAAGACCAAUUGAAGACCUUAUCAUCAGCUCUGCGGAAACAACAUGAAGCCAUCUCUGAAAGGCUAUCACAGCUUCAAGUUAGUUUCCAGCUAGCAGAAGAUCAGAAAAAGAUAGCAGAUGAGAAGAAAACCCUGGAACUAACACAGAAACUCAUAACUGGCUCUAACAACCUCAACUCUAACGAGCCUCAUGACAAUGUUAAAUUUCUGCAACAGUUAGCUCAGCAAUGCUCAGCUUUGACAAAAAAGCUUGCCGUAAUCAGAGAUAAAAGGGAAAAGGCUCCAAUCGAAAACCCCUCCACAUCUCCGUCUUUCAAGGCAGUGGACAGUUUCAUUUUCGAUCAGCAUAAAGAUUUGAUCCAGGAGACGAAGUUGAAUCUUGAACAGAAAAUGAAUGAACUAAUGCUGAAGCUUGAAGAGAUUAAAGAGGCCCACUCAGUAAAAACGCCAGCGAAACAGUCAUAUGUCGACGAUGCUGGCACAAGAUUGGAGGUUAUUGAUGUCGGAAAUGAAAAGAAGCCUGUUGGUGACCUGGACUUGAAUAUCAAGAAUGACUCAAACGAGAAUGCUACACCUUCGGCAACAAAUACAACAGAAACUUGUCAGAAAUAUGAUAUUUUGGUUCCAGAUGACCUCUCACAAAACUGCUGUGACUCAGGCCGACAAUCGCCGCUUCAAGCUCUCAAGGAUGAAAAUGAUAAUAAAAUUGAUGUCAAUUCUAGCAGAACUACUUUGUUUCAUAUACUGAACGUGGUAAGCCAUUUUCAUGUAAAAUUUCAUUUUUUCCUCCUUUUUUUAAAUGGAUGA